GCAAUGGAAUGUCAUUGGUCAAAGCCAUCUCUGCCCUGUGUCUCUGAGCUCCACCCUCAAUCUUCUUCUCGCAUUUUUCAUCACUGUCCGCGCCUCCUCCCAGCCGCCUUUUCAUCCAAAUCGCAGAGAUCCAUCCAUUAAGUUAAAAACUGAAAACCAUGGCUGGUCCUAAGCCUGGUAGCUCUGCUACUAAUCAAAAAGCUGGUGGCAAAAAGAAGGAGGUGAAGAAAGAGACUGGUUUAGGUCUCACUAAUAAGAAAGAUGAGAACUUUGGAGAGUGGUAUUCUGAGGUGGUUGUCAGUGGAGAAAUGAUCGAGUAUUAUGAUAUCUCUGGCUGCUAUAUACUAAGGCCGUGGGCAAUAUCUAUCUGGGAGACUAUGCAAGUAUUUUUUGAUGCAGAAAUCAAGAAAAUGAAAAUCAAGAACUGUUAUUUUCCACUUUUUGUAUCUCCUGGCGUCUUACAAAGAGAGAAAGAUCAUAUUGAAGGUUUUGCUCCUGAGGUUGCUUGGGUGACAAAAUCUGGGGAGUCUGACUUGGAAGUGCCCAUUGCAAUUCGCCCUACAAGUGAGACUGUUAUGUAUCCAUACUAUUCUAAGUGGAUCAGAGGCCACCGUGACUUGCCUUUGAAACUUAACCAGUGGUGCAAUGUUGUGAGAUGGGAGUUCAGCCAUCCCACACCAUUUAUUAGGAGUCGUGAGUUCCUUUGGCAGGAAGGGCAUACUGCUUUUGCUACUAAGGAUGAAGCAGAUACAGAGGUUCUUGAGAUAUUGGAAUUGUAUAGACGGAUAUAUGAGGAGUACCUGGCGAUUCCUGUUAUCAAGGGCAAGAAGAGUGAGAUGGAGAAGUUUGCUGGCGGUCUUUACACCACAAGCGUUGAGGCAUUUAUCCCCAACACUGGCCGUGGAAUUCAGGGUGCUACUUCACAUUGUUUGGGUCAAAAUUUUGCAAAAAUGUUUGAAAUCAACUUUGAAAACGAUAAGGGGGAGAAAGCUAUGGUCUGGCAAAAUUCUUGGGCCUAUAGUACUAGAACGAUUGGUGUGAUGGUUAUGGUUCAUGGGGAUGACAAAGGAUUGGUGCUGCCUCCUAAAGUUGCGUCGGUUCAAGUUAUUAUAGUCCCUGUACCUUACAAAGAUGCAGACACUCAAGGAAUUUUUGAUGCUUGUUCUGCCACUUUGGAUACAUUGACAGACGCAGGUAUUCGUGCAGAGGUAGACUCUAGGGAUAAUUAUUCUCCUGGAUGGAAGUACUCUCACUGGGAAAUGAAAGGCGUUCCACUCAGGAUUGAAAUAGGACCAAAGGACUUAGCAAACAAUCAGGUGCGUGCUGUUCGCCGUGAUAAUUCGGCAAAAAAAGACAUACCCAGGGAUUCGUUGGUAGAACAAGUGAAAGAAUUGCUAGAAAGUAUUCAACAAAGCCUGUUUGAUGCGGCAAAAGUAAAACGAGAUACAUGCAUUCAAGUUAUUAAUACAUGGGAGGAGUUUACUGAAGCCCUCAGUCAGAAGAAAAUGAUAUUGGCUCCAUGGUGUGAUGAAGAGGAGGUUGAGAAGGAUGUGAAAACAAGGACCAAGGGUGAGAUGGGAGCAGCUAAAACCUUAUGUUCUCCGUUCGACCAGCCCGCUCUUCCAGAAGGUACUAAAUUUCUGUCCAAAUCCUUUCUUUCUAAUGUUAUUGGGCAAUUUGUUAGCAACGCUUUUUGGUUUCCUUGAAUUUACCGUGUUGAUGUUUUGGCUCAGGUACCAAAUGCUUUGCAUCUGGAAAACCUGCAAAAAAAUGGAGCUAUUGGGGCCGAAGCUACUAAGCUAUCAGCUCAUGUUUAUAUCCUAUGUUGCCAUUGGAUACGUCAAGAAGUCAGCUUUCGAGAGUUCUUGAAUAGAGGGGCAUUCAAUUCAGUUAAUUCCGAGUUCAUCAGUACUUCUAAGAGGAGGCACUCUUACACGAUGAAGAAAAAAGCAUUCAGUUAGCAAGAGUUAACUAUAGAACACUUUACUUUGUUUGCAUGCUUGGAUUUAUUCUUUUUGAAAAUUUCUGGGUUUUGCUUUCAAAACUUUUUUUUUUCUUUCUAAAGUAUAUUUGGAGGUAAGGGCAUGUUCUGUUUAAGUGGAUAGUUGGAUUUUGUUGGCUUGAAUAAUUCAAGCAAGGAAAGCAUUUUGUGAGCAUCAAUUGAACUUACUUGACUUGUCAAACUCAUAAAUAUAAUAUGAUUUUCAAUGCA
Cucumis melo (muskmelon) is the source of this 2212-nucleotide messenger RNA. Its product is annotated as proline--tRNA ligase, cytoplasmic. Gene Ontology annotation, cellular component: aminoacyl-tRNA synthetase multienzyme complex; cytoplasm. The record is from RefSeq and is a predicted model, not a curated record. NCBI's taxonomy places the organism in Eukaryota, Viridiplantae, Streptophyta, Magnoliopsida, Cucurbitales, Cucurbitaceae. Gene Ontology annotation, molecular function: proline-tRNA ligase activity; ATP binding. Gene Ontology annotation, biological process: prolyl-tRNA aminoacylation. The coding region runs from base 159 to 1706 and encodes 515 amino acids. The transcript has 12 exons.